Messenger RNA from Emiliania huxleyi CCMP1516, 612 nucleotides. RefSeq lists its product as hypothetical. The annotation marks the transcript as partial. The transcript is spliced from 3 exons. The record is from RefSeq and is a predicted model, not a curated record. NCBI's taxonomy places the organism in Eukaryota, Haptophyta, Isochrysidales, Noelaerhabdaceae.
CCGCCGGUGCUAUGCGCUGGCUUCGAGGGGAGUGUUCUCUCGGGGGUGGCGAAGGGCUUGUUCGAGUGGGGCGCGAAGAAGGAGAAGGGCAACCAAGACGAGGGCCCCGGCGAGGGCGGUGAGGGCGGCGAGGGCAAGGAGACGGGGGGCGAGGAGAAGGAUGGCGCAGCCGCAGGGUGCGCCGAGGGCGCCCCGCUUCUCACAGAGCAGGACGAGAGCACAAAGACGCCGGGCCUCUUCCUCGUCGGGCCGGCCGUGAGGCACGACGGAACGACCGCGACAUACGCCUCAUCGCCCGGCCGGAGAGACGCGACGCUCUGUUUGGGGUUCGCGGCCAGAAGUGAAACGUCCGGCUUGAUUGAAAUCACGUCGUUCAUCUCACUCAACGUGAUCUGUGAUAAGGGGGCCGCCCACAGGCGCAUUUUGUAUACCGAGGCGGUGCCCGACAGCGUUGUAGAUCCCUGGGCGAGGGUGGUGGAGGUCAACGUGCUCAUCACUGGCUCAUCACACCUCAUCAGUGACAUAUCAUAUUCAUAUCACGCCAGCACCACGCCGCCCCGGGUGUGCGGUGAGCUUGCUGGCUUAACUCCAAUAGUGCUCAAAGUGCCGUAA